AGAAAGAAGGACCAGUGAGGGGACGGAAACCCAAAUAACUUGUGAAGAGUGGAAAGCUAGAUGGUGAUAGAGUCAGAACCCCAACCAACAUCUUCUGACGCAUGGAUGAAAAUUUUCUGGAUGACAACAGCCUUCAGAACCACCACUGGACCCUGCCUUUUUUUUUCUCCUGCUAUCAACCCAUCUUCUUUACCCAUCUUCUGUUAUGAAGAACAGGUUGUUCACUUUCACCUGAAACCUGCCCUCCAGUAGAUUUUCUGAGCCACAAGCAAAGUAAGGCACAGAAUUUACAGGAAUAUGUAGGCAGUAGGUGAAGCUUUGAAUCUCCCUUUCUCUAUGAAGAACUAGUGCUCAGUGCUCUGUUUGGGGCAGCACUAGGCCAGGUGUUCUGGAGGCUGGAAAAAUGUCAUUGGAAAAGGUUUGGUUUUUGAUUAGGAAUAUUUCAUUGUUUGAAAGAAUUGCCCGUAAGUAAAAGAUCUUACAAGAUCUAAAUUUAUUACGAAAUAUGAACUAGCACACAGUGAUACAAGGCAAUGGAUAAUUAAGUACUGGAUAGAAGUGAAAGCAGUAAACAUUCUCAUUAGCGUGUUAUAGGUAGAGAUGGUGGCACUAGGAUGUUGUCUUGGACUUGGAGCAGGGAAGAGCUGGAGAAGACUGUCUGUAGGCCCCAAAGGCCCUGAAGGAAGGCUCGGGGCUGUUGGGCACUCUCUCCGCAGAGAGGAUGGUCUUGUGGGCCAUUUUGGCCAGGUUGCUGAGAGAGGCCUUCCCAAUACUUGACAAGCAGGAGUGUGAAAGCUGCUGGAACAUCCUCUGGCUCUGCUGAUGUUUCUUACCGGCUUGCGGCUCGGUAGUGAAAAGAUAGAAACUGGUCAGCAUCUUUCUUUGCAAGACAGAAAAUAUAUACUGAAGAUAUGGCCUUUGGAGCUUCAACUCUUCCACCUCAGUAUUUCUCUAAUGAGAUAGCUCUUCAUCCGUAUGCUUGCUCUCCUUACACCCUUGACUCUACGCGAAGUGUCUGCUCGGUGCCCGGCUCCCAAUAUGACUAUAACCAACCCAGUUGUUACCGAGGUUUUCAGACGGUAAAACCCCGAAAUGAGCACAUGUGCCCUCUCCCACAAGAAACGAAAGCUCUGUUUAAGAAAAAAACCUAUGAUGAGAAAAAAACGUAUGAUGAGCAAAAGUUGGAUGGUAAAAGGGCAGAUGGAACUCUAUCAUCUGAGAGCAAAUCAACCAAAGAUUCACGUCAUUUGUCUGUUCAUGCUGAGAAUAGUUUGAAAUCAGAUGGUUAUCAUAAACGAACAGACAGGAAAUCCAGAAUCAUUGCAAAGGGUGGAUCUACCUCCAAACCUGAGUUUGAAUUUACCAGGUUGGAUUUCCCUGAACUGCAGGGUCCAGAGAACAAUAAUAUGUCAGCAGUGCAAAAGCAACCCAAGUGGGGACCUGUCUGCUCUACCUCGAGGGACAUUUCUCUUCUAAGAGAAGUGGUAAAACCAGCUACAGUGUUAUCAGAGGGUGAAAUGGUGGUGAAAAAUAAUCCAGAUGGAUGUAUGACUACUAAUGCUGCCUCCAAUUCCCCUUGUACAAGAGAGUUAUCUUGGACACCAAUGGGUUAUGUUGUUCGGCAGACAUUAUCUACAGAACUGUCACCAGCCCCUAAAAAUGUUACUUCUAUGAUAAACUUAAAGACCAUUGCUUCAUCAGCAGAUCCUAAAAAUGUUAGUAUGUCGUCCUCUGAAGUUUUAUCUUCGGAUCCUUCCUGCAACAAAGAGAAACACAUUGUUCAUCCUACCAAAAAGUCCAAAGCAUCACAAGGUGGCAACCUUGAACAAAAUGAAGCCUCAAGGAAGAAUAAGAAAAAGAAAGAAAAGUCUAAAUCAAAAUAUGAAAUCCUGACAGUUCAAGAGCCACCAAGGAUUGAAGAUGCCGAGGAGUUUCCCAACCUGGCAGUUGCAUCUGAAAGAAGAGACAGAGUAGAGUCACCGAAAUUUCAAUCUAAACAGCAGCCACAGGAUAAUUUUAAAAGUAGUGUAAAGAAGAGCCAGCUUCCAGUACAGUUGGAUUUGGGGGGAAUGCUGACAGCACUGGAGAAGCAGCAGCACUCCCAGCAUGCAAAACAGUCCUCCAAACCAGUGGUGUUCUCAGUUGGAGCAGUGCCAGUCCUUUCCAAAGAAGUCUCGUCUGGGGAGAGGGGCCGACGCUUCAGUCAGCUGAAGACGCCGCACAACCCCUUGGACUCCAGUGCCCCGCUGGUGAAGAAAGGAAAGCAGAGGGAGGUCCCCAAGACCAAGAAGCCAACCUCACUGAAGAAGAUUAUUUUGAAAGAACGGCAAGAGAGAAAGCAGCAGCGUUUCCAGGAUAAUGCCAUGAGCCCAGUUCUCACCAGUGACAAAGGGCAAGAUGGAGAAAGCGGUGGUGAUGACCAGGCCCCUGAGCAGGUGGACCCCUCAGGUCCAGCGGAGACAGAUGAAUUGGUCUCCUCUACUCCUGCGGUUGAGGACAAGUCAGAAGAGCCACCAGGCGCGGAGCUCCAGAGGGACUCAGAGGCCAGCCACCUUGCUUCCGACCAAGCUGCCUUCCCCAAGAUCCACAGCCGCAGAUUCAGGGAUUACUGCAGCCAGAUGCUUAGUAAGGAAGUGGACGCUUGUGUUACGGACCUGCUCAAAGAACUUGUCCGUUUCCAAGACCGUAUGUAUCAGAAAGAUCCAGUCAAGGCCAAGACCAAACGCCGACUUGUGUUGGGGCUGAGGGAAGUUCUCAAACACCUGAAGCUCAAAAAGUUGAAAUGUGUCAUCAUUUCUCCCAACUGUGAGAAGAUACAGUCGAAAGGUGGGCUGGACGACACAUUGCACACCAUCAUUGAUCACGCCUGUGAGCAGAACAUCCCCUUGGUGUUUGCCCUCAACCGCAAAGCUCUGGGGCGCAGUUUGAACAAAGCAGUCCCUGUCAGCGUGGUGGGGAUCUUCAGCUACGACGGGGCCCAGGACCAGUUCCACAAGAUGGUCGAGCUGACGAUGGCGGCCCGGCAGGCGUACAAGACCAUGCUGGAGAACGUUCAGCGGGAGCUGGCGGGCGAGCCCGGGCCUCAGGCCCCUUCCAGCCCUGCCACUCGGGGCCCCAGCUGCUCUGAGGAAGACGGCCCCACAGCCCCCACUGAGAAAGAAGAGCCACACUACAUUGAAAUCUGGAAAAAACAUCUGGAAGCGUACAGUCGAUGUGCCCUGGAGCUAGAUGACUCCUUGGAGGCUUCUACCUCUCAGAUGAUGAACUUGAAUUUAUAGGAAGAGAGUUCUUUUCUGUGUGUCUGUGUUUUUGGGGUAAGGAGGGGGAGGUUUGAAAAAGACUUUGGGGCUUUUGCUUCUCAGUUCUUCAUUGACCUAAUGUAUUUUGUAUGACUGUUGAAUUUGGAAAUUAACCUGCAUGAAAGGGUACUUGAAGCAGCAUCUCAGACCUUCAAGACUGCAGAGCCCACUCGUACCUACCACGUGGUCACUCAGACACGCCAGCGAAAAGCUUCUCAUAAAAGCCUGGUGAUACAGCUUUGGCUUUCCGAGCACACUGUGGAUCUGGAAAUUACUGGAAAACAUGGUACUUAGAGUAUUUGGACUGCUAAGGAAACUUCCUCUCCGUUGCAGAAUAGCUGAGCCAAGUGAGUGAGUUUGUAGAAAGCUGGGGCUAUGCUCCUGCCAGCAGGGGACAGGCUACAGGGCACCAUUUUCUCCCAGGGAAGGAGCACGGUCCUGCAGGAAGCCACCCACAGAUGGCUGCAGGGACGCUGGCGUCAGAGCAGGAGGGUUGUGGGGGAAGGCCCUUUCUCAGGGGAUAUAGCUUUUCAGCUUCAAGAUUUGGAAAUACUUGGAGGAUUUACUAAAAAGAGCCUCAGAAAAAUUGGUUUUCUAACCUGUGACUUUUUGACACUAUUCCUUUCAGUCUUUAUUUUUCAGAGAAACAAUGUGUAUUGAAGUUCCUAGAUUUCAGUUUAAUAAUCUACAAAUCUUUUCUUUUUUAAAUGCACAUAUUCUGAAUGUGGCUUCUGUCUUAGAGGACAGGAGGACAGAGUUGACUUUCAUAUUUUCCUUGAAAGUAAGAGGGCUUAUUUAUUUUGAAUAAAGAGUAAUUAUUUAAUUUUGUUUCA
Molecule: messenger RNA, 4132 nt
Organism: Microcebus murinus (gray mouse lemur)
Lineage: Eukaryota; Metazoa; Chordata; Mammalia; Primates; Cheirogaleidae
Gene: SECISBP2
Product: SECIS binding protein 2
Biological process (GO): selenocysteine incorporation
Cellular component (GO): ribonucleoprotein complex; mitochondrion
Molecular function (GO): selenocysteine insertion sequence binding; ribonucleoprotein complex binding; mRNA 3'-UTR binding
Source: RefSeq, a predicted model, not a curated record